GUCCGCCCCGCCCCUACGAGGGCACUGCAAUUGGCGGAAAGUUCUGGGGCUUGUGGCGAUUGGUUCGAGAGCAAAGGCCCCGCCCCUCUAGUCCGGGGAGCUCAAAGGGGUUUGCGCAGAGGGGUCGCCGGUUGUGGGGACGCGCCGGGCCUGGUGGCCGCACCGCGAGUUACUCGCGCUGCGGCCCCGACCCUCCCGGGGCAGCCACCCGAGGUCCCGGCGCGUCCCCGAACCAUGCCGGUAGCCGUGCUUCUCUGCGCGCUAUGCUGCGGCCUCCUGGCCGUCUCUGCUCGUGCCGGUUACUCCGAGGACCGCUGCAGCUGGAGGGGCAGCGGCUUGACCCAGGAGCCCGGCAGCGUGGGGCAGCUGACCCUGGAUUGUCCUAAGGGCGCUGUCGAGUGGCUGUACCCAGCCGGGGCGCUGCGCUUGACCCUGGACAGCCCCGAUCCGGGCAUGCGGCCCAGCAUCGUCUGUCUGCGCCCAACGCGGCCCUUCGCUGGUGCCCAGGUCUUCGCUGAACGGAUGGGCGGCAACCUAGAGUUGCUACUGGCCGAGGGCCCAGACCUGGCUGGCGGCCGCUGCAUGCGAUGGGGUCCCCGCGAGCGCCGGGCCCUUUUCCUGCAGGCCACACCACACCGCGACAUCAGCCGCAGAGUUGCUGCCUUUCGUUUCGAGCUGCAUGAGGACCAGCGUGCAGAAAUGCCUCCCCAGGCCCAAGGUCCUGGUGUAGAUGGUGCCUGCAGGCCCUGCAAUGAUGCCGAGCUCCUUCUGGCUGCAUGCACCAGUGACUUCGUGAUACAUGGAACCAUCCAUGGGGUCACCCAUGACAUGGAGCUGCAAGAAUCAGUCAUCACUGUGUUGGCCACCCGUGUCAUCCGCCAGACACUGCCCCUGUUCCAGGAAGAGGGCUCCGAGGGCCUGGGCCAGACCUCCAUUCGUACCCCGUUGCGCUGCGGUGUGCGUCCUGGCCCAGGCUCCUUCCUUUUCAUGGGCUGGAGCCGAUUUGGUGAAGCCUGGCUGGGCUGUGCUCCCCGCUUCCAAGAGUUCAGCCGUGUCUAUACAGCUGCCCUUACAGCCCACCUCAACCCAUGUGAGGUGGCACUGGACUGAGAGACCUGGGAGCAAGUCCCCGCCAGACCUUCUGCUGGGAAUGGGUUACUGGGGAGGGGUGGUAGGAAGGGUGUGGCUCAGACAGCAUCCUGGUACCCGCAGUGAGUUGAUAGAAUACUAAAUAACUGGAUGACACCAGCCACUGUAGACUUGGUCUUCUGUGACACACCCAGCUCUGCUCUGGCCUCCCUUUACUUGCUCUCCCCUCUGUUGCCCUCCUAGCCCUUCUUCGCCUGCCUGCCCUGUUGACCCGGCUGACCAAUGAGUCUGUUUUCCUCUAAUCUAGGGUGCUCCUGGGGCUGAGUGCAGAAGUGCUGAAAAUCUCAAAACUUGGGGUUUUUUAGGUGGCCUGGGGGGCAAGCAGACAGACAUCACUUCCCGCUCUGCACGAGGUCCGUUAGGGAGGAGUGCUGUAGUCUGGCGGUGUGCCAUUCCCUUCCAUGGUCGUUGUGAGCCAUACAGUCAUCCUUGGCCUGGUCCCGCCCUUGGGGAAGAAUGAGCCCCUCUGUCCGGAGGCCCCUGCGACGUGCUGAGCAUCCAGACAUGGCAAAGCGCCUGCAGGGUGUGGGGUCUCCAUUGCAGGAUCCCGCUUGUUCGUUUCCGGCGGGAUAAGUGCACAAUGGGGUCUCUAAGGGCUGCUUCCCGCCGCUGGCCCCAUUGUUGCCAUCCCUGCCUUCCUCCUGGGCCUCUUUAUUUUGUAAAGGGCUAGUGAGACCCUGGACAGACAAAGCCUGUGGCCUGAAAGCCCUUAAGUGAGGUGUGCACUAGGUUUCUCAGGCUCCAACCAAGCACAUUCCUGCCACUUCUCUCUCAUGGCUCUGAGAAACUGCUUCAGCUCCAGUGCUGAGUGGAGUGGAGUGGGGGUCCAGAAAUGGCUUUCUGUCCUUGCAUGCCCUCCCUUUUAAGGCUUUCAUCCAUCAUCAGUCCCAGUGGGCUGU
Microtus ochrogaster (prairie vole) is the source of this 2048-nucleotide messenger RNA. RefSeq names its product meteorin, glial cell differentiation regulator (gene Metrn). The record is from RefSeq and is a predicted model, not a curated record. Gene Ontology annotation, biological process: positive regulation of axonogenesis; glial cell differentiation. NCBI's taxonomy places the organism in Eukaryota, Metazoa, Chordata, Mammalia, Rodentia, Cricetidae. Gene Ontology annotation, molecular function: hormone activity.